Bursaphelenchus xylophilus (pine wood nematode) is the source of this 3170-nucleotide messenger RNA. The record is from the annotation of a GenBank genome assembly. Lineage: Eukaryota; Metazoa; Nematoda; Chromadorea; Rhabditida; Aphelenchoididae.
AUGACGGUGGAUAAACUCCAAACCGAACUUCCUCAAAAAUAUUACGAGUUCAUCUUCGAUGAAUCGGAUGGGGAUUCGGAGUCGACUCCAUGUGGUGAAUUCGAGAUCAAUGAAGCCGACUUUUUCCCCGAUUUUCAGGUGCAGAAUGGAUGUAGGUUUAGAUUUUUGCUUCUUGUUUUGCAUUUAGGUCGCAUAUCCACUGUUGUUUAUUAGUUCAAGAUGAAGUUUGGAGUGUGGUUUGGCUAAAUAGGAGAAGGUACUCUUCUAUUCCGUUAAUUUCAGUCGGAACGAAAUGUUUUGACCAUCCGAGCCUGCCCUUCCGUCGAUUGGAACGUCACAUUCGCCGGGAGAUCAGUUUGUUCGGCGGAUCGACCCCUUUCCCCGGAGCUUCAACCCCGUUGCCAGGCUGGAGCACUCCCCGACCACCCAGUUCUAAUUCCCCGCCAGGUUCGACUCCUUUAUACGACUCCGGGAUUCAAAUCGACAAUUCGGAUGGGUCAGUUCAUGUGGUAAACAAAGAGUUUGAAGAAUUGCGGAACAAGCUGAAUGAGGAGAUGAGGGCUUGCGAUGAUAUGCUUUGUCAGGAGUAUGAAGUGGAGAAUUGGAAGAAGUUCUUUCAAAUUAUCGACGAUUCCAAUACAAUUCAGGUAAUAUUUUUGUUUCUUUUUCUUCUGUUUUAGGUGAUCUUUUCAAGAAGUCAGACGCGUUAGUCCUUUGACUUUUGGAAUAUUUGGCUUGAUGUAGUUGCAGAGCCAUCUUACCUUUGGCGCUUUUAGGAGAUCUAUGUCGAAUCCAAGGAAUCUCGUCCAAUUAUCAAGGAUGGGCCGCGUCAACGUUAUCAGCGCUUCAGAGAGAAAGCGUUUGUCUGCGACGUCUGCGAUCAUUGGUUUACUUUGAAACAAAAUGUCCAAAUGCACAUAUUCAAUUACCACAUGGGACCGAAUACUGUUAAGCCCAGAAGGGGGAAACGGUACAAGUGUACGAAGUGCGAGCAGGUAAGGAGCUUAGCAUAGGAUAUGAUUACAUUAUUUUAGGUGGUAAAAAUUGGUUUUAUGAUUUUAGGUACCAAAUUUUUGACAUAUUGUUGUAGACACUUUGACAUGUCUUAUAUCUUUUCAGAUGUUCAAAUCGUUGUCACAAGCCCAGAAACAUGAACGUCGGAUGCAUAAGGAGAAGAUUCGUCAAAUGUUUUUCCGCUGCGAGGAAUGCGGAAAGGUUUAUCAAACAGCCUCUCAAUUACGUGAACAUGUCUCAAUAAUGCAUCUAAAUGAACGACCAUUCAAGUGCGAACAGUGUGAUGCGGCUUUUGGACGACGAGGGGGAUUGAGAAGACAUAUUGUGAUGGUCCACACUGGGCACACUUAUAAAUGCCCGAUCGAUGGAUGCGAACAUCCCGGAUACAAAUGUUCCAAAGUAAGAAGACUGUUUUUAUUAGUGGAGUUUUCGUUUUUAGGCAUUGGCUGCUCAUAUCAGAUCGGUUCACACCAAGGACCGCCCGUUUGUUUGCUUGAUGUGCGAGAAGUCGUUUGUCAGAAAGAAUGACCUGAAAAUGCAUGAAUUUACUCAUGGAAACGGUGCCAGCUUCGAGUGCGAGUUGUGUGGAGAGAGUUUCAAACGAGCGGUUUAUAGGAAGAAACAUCAGGCAGGUUGAUUUGAAUUUUUUGAUCUAUUUUGUUUAGGUUGAGGAAUAAAUUACGGUCAUUGUUUAGGUCCACUGUAUGCAAAAAUUGGAGAGGGCCAAGGAACUCGGAAUUGAUCCCAAGGAGCUCAGAAAGUUUGAGAACGCUCAAAAGAAACAGGUAGAUUUUGUUUUUAUUUUAUUUUUUUUGUUGUUGUUUUAGGGAAUCUGUGAUAUUCGAUUGAAAUUUAUUCAUUUUUCUUUCCAUUUCAGACGGAUUGCACUCCUAGCCCAAGCAAAUCUUCUAGGAAGGAUCGGAGUCGCCAUUCGUCAUCACCACAGCCGGGCCCGAGCAGAUCAAAGUCGUCGAAGAAGAAGGGUCAAGGAGAGGAUAAAGUGGUCAAAAAGGAAAGGAAGUCGGCCAAGAGGAGUAAUAAGAAGGUUGGAAGCAAGCUGGAGGAGUCGGUGAAGAAGAUUAAAAAGCUGAAAAGAGAACAGAAGAAACGAGAGAAGGAGGAACGAUCGACCACAAAGAGCACGCUGAAGAAAGAGGAGAAAAGGAAGGACGGAUUGGAGAAUGUGAACAAGAUUCAUCUGGAUGAAGAUGAUUUUGAGAAGGGAGAAGAUGAAUCGAUUGUGGUAAACAAGGAACAAGUUGAUUCGAGGGAGGAAAAAGUGGUUGUUAAGGAAGAAGAUGUUGUAAUAGAAGGUCAAGUCGAAUUGGAAGUAGAGAAUGAGGUGAAGGAGGUGGAGGAUGGGGAAUUGGUAGGUUGGGUGUUCAGAGGGUUGAUUAAGGGAUUUGAGUGGGAAAAUAUGACUUUCCCAUAGUCUUUUGAAAAUAAUGUCUUUUUGGUUUUUAUGACUUUUAGUUUGUACAAUAUUACAGUGGGGGACCUGAUCCAGUGGCAAAAAAAUGUACCAUUUUGCAUCCGGGAAGUAUCAAAAAUGUGGCAAAAUGCUUCCCUCUCCAAGUGGAAAAACUCCGAUUUCAAAAGCGCGUCCGCUCUUUUUGUGAUGGAAAGGGAGCUCCCUUCAAAACUGAGUUUUUUUCACUUUGGAAAGGGAAGCAUUUUGCCACAUUUUUGAUACUUCUCGGAUGCAAAAUGAUACGUUUUUUACCUCUGGAUCAGGUCCCACUGUAACUCCUGUUUUAUUAUUAUUUUUUAAUUUUCAGAUUAGCGAUGGAGAAUACUCUUCGAAGAAUCAACCGGCAGACGGUUAUAGUCCCAAAAAACGAAGAAUAAAAGAGGAAGUUGAUUAUGAUGAAGAUUAUAAAAGAAGAAGAAAUGAUUAUGAAGAUGCGGGGGAAAGAAGCGGAGAGAGAAAGAGUGUCAGACAAUAUAGAGAAGACAGAGAUAGAAAUGAACGACAUAAGGUGAGAAAUUAAUUUUUUUUAUUUGCAGGAAACAGGUCUAAUUUUUUGAUUGAAAUAAUGACUAUUUUGCAGGAAUCUCAUCAUAAACCGGAACACCGUGACAAACGCCGAGAAGACAGAGAAAAGGCCAAGAGAUACGAACGAUUGGAAAGAAAUGUCCGGCAUCUACUGUAUUAG